CAAGGAGUUUGUCUGUUCCUUUUAUUGAAUAUUUUCGGGUAAAAGCAUGAUUUAAACAGAUUCAAAAAAUACAACCCGGGAGUGGGCGGGAACGGGACAGGAUUUUUUUUCGGGAGUGGGACGGGACAUAUUUUAAAGUCCACUCCAGUGUCACCCUAAUACGAAGCUGUGACGUAGUUGGGUAUCUUUUCAGGAAACAAAAGUGAAGCUGAUCUCUCUCUGCAUUACAACCGCGUGCAAGAGAUGUUUUUUCACAGCAGCAAAAUGGCAGAAUCUUCUGAUGAACAAAAUCCAUUAAACUGUCCUAUCUGUCUUCACCUUCUGAAGAAUCCAGUUAGUACAUCAUGCGGCCACAGUUUCUGUAUGGACUGUAUUAAUGAGUGUUGGGAUAGGGACGAUCAGAAAGGCGUUUACAGCUGCCCCCAGUGCAGGCAGACAUUCAGCCCAAGACCAGUUCUCAGCAGAAACACUGUGCUGGCUGAAGUUGUGGAGAGAAUGAAGAGAAAAGAACCAGAAGCAGGAACAGCCUCUCCUGUCCUGAGUUUUGCUGUGUCUGGAGACGUGGAGUGUGACAUCUGCACUGAGACCAAACUAAAAGCCAUCAAGUCUUGUCUGGUGUGUUUGGCUUCUUACUGUGAAUCUCACAUCAAAACUCAUUAUACAUCCCCUGCAUUAAAAUGGCACAAACUAGCCAAUGCCUCUCCACUUCUACUGGACCAGAUCUGCUCCCAACAUCAUAAACCACUUGAGCUGUAUUGUUCCCAAGAUCAGCAGUUAAUAUGUGUUCAGUGCGCUUUGAUCAACCACCAGAACCAUAACAUGACUUCACCUGCAGCAGAAAGACAAAAAAUACAGGGGCGGUUGCAGGAAAAUCAAGAUGGCCUGCAAGGAGAAAUACAUCAGCGAGAGUUGAAGGUGCAGGAAUUAAGAGAAGCUGUGGACUCUCAUAAGCACUCUGCAGAAGCAGCCGUGGAGCACAACGAGAAGGUGUUCACAGAGCUGAUCAGCUCAAUGGAGAAAAGACGAGUCAAGAUAACAGACAUGAUCAGAGCUCAGGAGAAAUCAGAAGUAAGCAGAGUUGAGGACCUCAUACUAACACUGGAGCAGGAGAUCAGUGAUCUGAGGAAGAAGCAUGCUGAACUGGGGCAGCUUUCCCUGAUAGAGGAUGACAUCUAUGUGAUUCAGAAUUUCUUAUCUGUUUCCCGAUACCAAUGUUCGAAUUUGGGUGGCAUCUCCAUCAGCCAACAUCUGACAUUUGAAGAAAUAGAAACAGUUGUCAGUGAGCUGAAAAGCCAGCUGGAUGACCUCUGUGAACAAGACAUUGCGUGGAUAUCAGAGAAAGUUCCAACUAUCCAUAUAAUGGUGAAAAAUGAAAAGAUCGCCACAUAUUUGCCAUCUAAACCCAAGACCAGAGAAGAAUUCCUUAUAUAUUUCUCUGACCUGAAUCUGAAUCGCUCAUCAGCCUGUACUCAGCUCUCUGUAAAUAAUAACAAGUCCGUGUCAAGGCGUGAUGUUCAGCAAAGCUCAGAUUCAUUGAAUUUUAUUUAUAACUAUAAACGUACAUACCAGGUGUUGUGUAAUGAAAGGCUAUCUGGACGCUGUUAUUUUGAAGUUCAGUGGGGAGGAACAGGUUGCUCUAUUGCAUUCUCAUAUGACCAGAUUACUAAAGGUGGAGGAACAUUUAUCUUUGGGUCUAACAACAGAUCCUGGAAAUUUAACUUUCCAACAGCUAAUCUUUGUGUAAUGAAUAAUGGCCAAGAGACCAACAUUAGCUUGGUCUCUCAAAUUGGAGUGUUUCUUGACCAAGAAGCAGGAACUGUGUCCUUUUACAAUGUCUCUGAUAAAAUGACCCUCCUGCACAGAAUCCAGACCACAUUUUCUCAACCCCUCUAUACUGGGUUUUCAUUUAAGGGCUGGAAAAAUUACUCAUCAGUGACUAUUUGUGAUUUGCCAACAAACAUUACAUUGUGACUGCACAUGGGUCUAUCACAAAUGGACACUAAUGCAAGGCAAAAUAAGUCAUUUUAAUAAACAAGUUUUAUAGUGUGAUUUCAAAAUAUAUUUCUAAUGCUAAUGGUCACAUUCUAUGCCUUGUCAUACUACUUUGUUACAGCAUUAUCUUUAUGUUAAUUGCAUCAUAGAAAAAGGCUGAAUUAAUCUAUUAAUUAAUAGCUUUCAAAC
Carassius carassius (crucian carp) is the source of this 2181-nucleotide messenger RNA. Its product is annotated as E3 ubiquitin/ISG15 ligase TRIM25-like. The transcript has 8 exons. NCBI's taxonomy places the organism in Eukaryota, Metazoa, Chordata, Actinopteri, Cypriniformes, Cyprinidae. The record is from RefSeq and is a predicted model, not a curated record. Gene Ontology annotation, molecular function: zinc ion binding; protein binding. Bases 244 to 1971 code for a protein of 575 amino acids.